UCCAAUGGGUCCCCAUCAUCUACCGAAUCGCCUCACUUUUGGCCGCUGUCCAGUGCUCCAUACCCGCACCGGGGGCCCAUGUCCAAGAUGAGUACUAGCCAAACCGCAAAAACAAACCUUCUCCAGCACUCAGAUUCAACUCUCGCCAUUGGGACGCCUCGUCUUGAACGGGCCGGGGACCAUUAGCCUAUUGAGGAAGAUCCCCAUGAGACCAACAAGAGGCCGCACACGGGCAGGGGGUCUCGAACCCCUUUGGAGAAUCGUACAUCUAUAAGUCUGCAGGCGUACUUCUUGAUAUGGAAAUAUCGUGUGGUCGUUGUAUGUGCGCGUCGCGUUGCCGUGUCAAUGUCUUCUUCUUCAUCCACCUCCAUGAACCGGUACUGGAUACCCAGCUGGGGCAUCCACAAAAAGGUCAUAACCCAAGAACUGCCAUAUUAUCUCGGCCCUCAAGCGACGGUUCGCCUGUAUACGUACGAGGGAGAAGACGGAUAUCUCAUCACGACCCUCGGAAACUGCCUUUCAGAUGAGCAAAUAGACGACCUCUGUCGCAAAUCAGUCGACUACUGGGACCGGAAGGAGGCUGCGCGGAGCCAGCAGGACCCAGAAAGAGGCCUCAAGAGACCGGCUCAUCAGCCAGUGCCUAUAUCGGGCACAUCGGGAACCCCAAGGAAGAAACGGCCCUUGGAAAGAUAGCGAUGGCCGUCAGCGCCUGCACGUGCACUUUGACGCCCCCCUUGCCCGUCGCGCGCUGCCGCCUCGUCACGUAGCCCACGACGUUGACCCAUUCGCCCUGCUGCAAGGUCUCAUGCGUGAGUGUCUCGAGGACGAGGUUCACGUCGGCGACUGCUGUGACGUUGGUGUUGGCGGGAUAGUCGUGGGUGAGGCUCACACUGCCCGUCGCGGUGGAGUAUGCGCCUACACUUUGUGAAAGCAUCAGUGUUCAUGCUCGAGCAAGAGAUACGGGGAGGGUGAGGCAGUACCAGCCGA
Messenger RNA from Emericellopsis atlantica, 987 nucleotides. RefSeq lists its product as uncharacterized. The transcript has 4 exons. NCBI's taxonomy places the organism in Eukaryota, Fungi, Ascomycota, Sordariomycetes, Hypocreales, Bionectriaceae. The coding region runs from base 346 to 693 and encodes 115 amino acids. The record is from RefSeq and is a predicted model, not a curated record.